AUGGCGACCACCGAGAAACCACAAGACAUUCAGGCGGAGACCCGCACUGACGAGAUAAACGACCUCGAGAAACAUGUCGUUGUGGACACUGUUCACAAGGAUGAGGCAAUGAAAGUUCUUGCAAAUUAUUCCGGAGACGAAUCAUGGACUGAGGAGGAAGAGAAACUCCUAAGACGAAAAAUCGACAGGAGAUUACUGCCUAUUAUGUGCAUAACGUAUGCAAUUCAGUAUUACGACAAAGGGAUGAUUUCCCAGGCCUCGAUCUUCGGCCUGCGAACUGAUCUAAAACUUACCACCAGCAAUCGCUAUUCUAUGUCUUCUUCGAUUUUUUUCUUGGGGUUUGUGGCAGGAGCCUAUCCUGCAUCUCAACUCGCACAGAGAUACCCUAUAGAACGGGUCGCCUCCGGCCUCGUCUUCCUGUGGGGUGUGUGCUUUAUUCUAACAGCCGCCUGCUUUACCUGGCAGGCUUUCUAUACUCAACGAUUUUUUCUCGGCUUCCUUGAAGCGGGAAUCAGUCCAAUAUUUAUGCUUAUGAUCGGCCAGUUCUACAAGAAGGACGAACAGGCUCUUAUGAUGGGAGUCUGGUAUUCGGCUUCAGGCUUCGUUACAGUCUUCUCACCCCUAAUUAACUAUGGACUGGGUCAUAUCAAUGGUAGUCUAUCACCAUGGCGAUAUAUGUUCAUUGUUGGUGGCGUCGUUACCAUCCUCUGGACUCUGGUGGUCUAUUUCUUCAUGCCGCCGGACCCGAUUCGCGCCCGAGGGUUUACUGAGCGUGAAAGAUAUAUUGCAGUGGCUCGCUUGAGGACCAACAACGCAGGAGUUCGAAAUACGCAUUUCAAGAUCCAACAUGUUAAGGAGCUAUUCAUCGAUCCCAAUUUCUGGUUGAUUUUCUCAAUGGCAUUCCUGAGUAUGUUUGCGGCUGGCCCGGUGAACGCCUUUGUUCCAAUUAUCAUAGCAGGCUUGGGGUUUAAUACACUCAAUACACUCCUUCUGAUCAUGCCUGCGGGAGCAGCUGCAGGCAUCAUGAUUCUAGGAGCGACUUGGACUGCGUAUAAAGUCCCUCGGGUACGAAUAUGGAUCAUCUUUGCCAGCGAAAUUGUUACGAUCAUCUCCUGCAUACUCUUAUGGCGUUUGCCCCGCAGCGCAACUGGUGGGCUUCUAUAUGCUGUUUACACUUUGGCUGGAUUUACUGCUGGGUGGGGUAUAAUCUUAGGUUUGUCGAUUGCGAACACUGCUGGAUACACUAAACGCAUGGUCAUCUCUUCGGCAGUUUACGUUGGAUAUUGUUUAGGGCAAUUUGUCGGGCCUCUGUUGUUCAAACCUGAAGAUGCACCAAUUUAUGGCCCAGGCUUCAAAGUAGUGCUCAUUACAUCAGCAAUCACAGCUGGCCUAGCUGUUUUCUACCGCUAUCUUAAUGUCUGGGAGAACAGAAGACGAGAUAAAGCAGGGACUUUGGAAGCAUUUGAGCAUGCUUACGAGGAUGACGUGACUGAUCGAAAGAAUCCCCAAUUUCGAUACGUCUAUUAA
Messenger RNA from Exophiala bonariae, 1527 nucleotides. RefSeq lists its product as uncharacterized. The record is from RefSeq and is a predicted model, not a curated record. The transcript has 4 exons. Gene Ontology annotation, biological process: transmembrane transport. Bases 1 to 1527 code for a protein of 508 amino acids. Gene Ontology annotation, cellular component: membrane. Lineage: Eukaryota; Fungi; Ascomycota; Eurotiomycetes; Chaetothyriales; Herpotrichiellaceae. Gene Ontology annotation, molecular function: transmembrane transporter activity.